This is a messenger RNA of Tripterygium wilfordii, 801 nucleotides long. RefSeq names its product agamous-like MADS-box protein AGL62. The transcript has 3 exons. The record is from RefSeq and is a predicted model, not a curated record. The coding region runs from base 1 to 801 and encodes 266 amino acids. Lineage: Eukaryota; Viridiplantae; Streptophyta; Magnoliopsida; Celastrales; Celastraceae. Gene Ontology annotation, molecular function: RNA polymerase II cis-regulatory region sequence-specific DNA binding; DNA-binding transcription factor activity, RNA polymerase II-specific; protein dimerization activity. Gene Ontology annotation, biological process: positive regulation of transcription by RNA polymerase II.
AUGGUUUCGAAGCAUAUAGGUCUGCCUGAGGGAGGUGGACGAGCAACUGAAGCACUAGGAGGAGUGGCAACAAGAACACCAGAGAAACUGGAAGGUGCUAUGGGUGGCCUGAUGCCACCAAGGUUAACCAUGAAGAGAAUUCAUAGGGGACGCCAAAAGAUAGAGAUAAAGAAAAUGACCGACGAAAGUAAUCUCCAUGUUACCUUCUCAAAGCGUAGAUUUGGUGUUUUUAAGAAAGCUAGUGAACUUUGCACCCUCUGUGGUGUAGAUGUGGCUGUCCUUGUUUUCUCACCGGGAAAAAAGGCAUAUUCAUUUGGCCACAAAUCUGUGGACUCAGUAAUUCAACAUUUUGUCAAUGGAGUAGCUCCCACAACCUCAGGUCCCACGGAGCUCAUACAAUCUUAUCGCGAGAAUACUAUUCGCGACCUCAAUGCUGAGCUGAUGCAGGUGCUCGAGCAGCUUGAUAUGGAAAAGAAGAGAGCGCAAGAACUUAGCAAGAUGAGGAAGGCUAACCAGGCAGAGUGCUGGUGGCAGAAUCCAAUGAGUGAAAUGAACAAAGAACAACUGGGACAAUUGAAGCUCGCCUUGGAGGAGCUUCAGAAAAAUGUGGCAAAACAAUCUCAAACUAUUCUUUUUCAAAACUUGAACAAUGGCACCCAGUCUUUUGGUCCUGGUCAAGUCAUGCUUCUUACUGCAGGGCUCAAUGGUAAUGUGUUCGAUUUCGAUCCCAAUGUGGUGCCUCCUCCUGCUGCAAUGCCUCCGGCAUAUAAUUUCGGAUUUGGAAGUAAUGGGUUUUAUUAG